AUGGCCUUCCGGAAGCAACGCACGAAGUGGGCGUGUCAGCAUUAUGGCUCGGGGGCCCGAACGCCCUUGAAUCCACCGUCUUCAGAAGAACUGCAGUAUAUAUGGGUGAGCGAUGACCUUCAACUCGUUUACUGUGAGGUGCCAAAAGCAGCAAGUUCUUUGUGGAAAAUGCUGAUAUUGAAAGCUAAAGGAUAUCCCAUAAAAUCGUCGGAAUCAGUACACAUGAUCGACUUUCCCCAGAACCUACGUCGCCUUGACACUUACUCCAGUUCAGAAAUAGAAAACAUAUUAAAUCAUUAUCUGAAGUUCCUGAUUUUGCGUCACCCAGCUGACCGACUGGUGUCUGCAUACAGGGAUAAGAUCAAAUUCUGGAAGCCUCAGAACCCAAGGGCGUUGUCAAGGGUGGGGAAUUACGUCAAUCAACUAAAAGGUCUGCCCCCAUUUUACCCCACAGACAUACCAGAGGACGACACGCAGCUGUAUUAUUACCUGAAACGCAAGAUAAAUUCGGGGGCGGAGCUAUGGGAUACAAUGACAAGUCUCCGCCCAUCAAAUGUCACAUUUCGCGAUUUCGUCCGGUAUGUAGCGGAUCACUCGGAUGCACCGGAUAAACACUGGGCUCCGAUUCAUCGACAGUGCCACCCCUGUUACAUUAAUUAUGACAUCAUUUCUUACUAUGAAACAAUGAAGGAGGACGGGGCCAACAUCCUCAAACUUGUACAGCACGAUACCGACUUACGCAUUAAAGAGAAGACGCAAUCUUCCUGUCCGAAAUGUUUGAGAACUUCUAAAAUGUUUGAGAGGAUUUAUGAGCCGGAAAUGGGGAAAAUAAAACAGAUGUAUCAGCUGGACUGGGCAAUGGCUCUAGGAGAAACCGACUUUCUGAAAUCUCCGUGA
Messenger RNA from Lingula anatina, 897 nucleotides. Its product is annotated as carbohydrate sulfotransferase 11-like. NCBI's taxonomy places the organism in Eukaryota, Metazoa, Brachiopoda, Lingulata, Lingulida, Lingulidae. Gene Ontology annotation, biological process: carbohydrate biosynthetic process. Gene Ontology annotation, molecular function: sulfotransferase activity. The record is from RefSeq and is a predicted model, not a curated record. Gene Ontology annotation, cellular component: membrane.